Nannospalax galili (Upper Galilee mountains blind mole rat) is the source of this 1952-nucleotide messenger RNA. It is a transcript of the gene Rem2, whose product is annotated as RRAD and GEM like GTPase 2. Gene Ontology annotation, molecular function: GTPase activity; GTP binding; calcium channel regulator activity. Gene Ontology annotation, cellular component: plasma membrane. The coding region runs from base 478 to 1296 and encodes 272 amino acids. NCBI's taxonomy places the organism in Eukaryota, Metazoa, Chordata, Mammalia, Rodentia, Spalacidae. The transcript has 5 exons. The record is from RefSeq and is a predicted model, not a curated record. Gene Ontology annotation, biological process: negative regulation of high voltage-gated calcium channel activity.
CCCAUUCAAGGAACUGUAAGGACCAACCCUCCACUUUCAUCACUGCCUGGGGCCCAGCCCUACACUGACAGGGGUGAGCAUCAAGCCUGCAGGCCAGACAUCAGGGAACCAGCUGGGCCCUGAAGUCAAGAAAGGGUCCAUUUAUGGAGUCCUGUGAGUGCACAGAGCAGAGCUGCAGUCUUCCCCAACAGAACACAGGAGCCACAAUUCCCAUUCUCUCAACCCCUUCAAAGCAGACAAAGGGGGAAAAAAAAUCACGCUAAGGUUGUGCAAGUGCCUACAUGACCAGCCAAAUUUAGGAGAUCUCCGUGGAAGAGAGCUGAAAUCAGAUUCUCACAGUACUGUCAUCGGUUGCACUCAAGCUGAAUUCCAGAAGCAGAUGCUAUACUUCUGAAGCAGAAGCCAGAGACACUGUUGGCAGAGUUGGACAGGAGUGGGCCACCGCCUGCCCCCGGGGCCCCCAGACGAAGAGGCAGCAUGCCUGUGCCCUACAAGCACCAGCUACGGCGGGCCCAGGCUGUAGAUGAACUUGACUGGCCACCUCAAGCCUCAUCCUCUGGGUCUUCUGAUUCCUUGGGCUCAGGAGAGACAGCCCCUGCCCAAAAGGAUGGCAUCUUUAAGGUCAUGCUCGUGGGGGAGAGUGGCGUGGGCAAGAGCACUCUAGCAGGCACAUUUGGAGGUCUCCAGGGAGACAGUGCUCAUGAGAUGGAGAAUUCAGAAGACACCUAUGAGCGACGUAUCAUGGUGGACAAAGAAGAAGUGACUUUAAUUGUCUAUGACAUCUGGGAACAGGGGGAUGCAGGUGGGUGGCUGCAGGACCACUGCCUUCAGACGGGGGAUGCCUUUCUCAUCGUCUUCUCAGUCACGGAUCGAAGAAGCUUCUCCAAAGUUCCAGAGACCCUUCUUCGGCUCCGGGCUGGGAGACCCCACCACGACCUACCUGUCAUCCUUGUCGGAAACAAGAGUGACCUGGCCCGCUCCCGGGAGGUAUCACUGGAGGAGGGCCGCCACCUGGCUGGAACGCUGAGCUGCAAGCACAUCGAGACGUCGGCCGCGCUGCACCACAACACUCGGGAGCUCUUCGAGGGCGCAGUGCGCCAGAUCCGGCUGCGGCGGCUCCGGGGCCGCGCGGGAGGCCAGCGGCCAGAGCUAGGCAGCCCCGACGGCCCCGCGCCGCCCGCGCGCCGCGAGAGCCUCACCAAGAAGGCCAAGCGCUUCCUCGCCAACCUGGUGCCGCGCAACGCCAAGUUCUUCAAGCAGCGCUCCAGGUCGUGCCACGACCUCUCAGUGCUCUGAGCGGCUGUCGCCAAGGCCACUGCCGUCUCCAUGGCCACCGCGCCCUCCGCUCGCCCCCUAGUCUAGGAAACCAAAAAUGCGCAGGACGCCCAGGUGCGAGCGAGAGGAGGGCUCGCCGGCCACCGCACCCACGCCUGGGCACCUCGCCCCCCACUGCGCUCGAGGCGUGGACGCCACCUCGGGGGCCCAUGGCAGCGUCGGGAAAGAAAUCAGCCCUGCAAGGUUUUGUUUUGUUUCGUUUAAUUAGCUCGCGCUUGACCGCCUCUCCUGUAAAGAGACUCUAAAAAGUAGAACUGGAAAAGUGCUUUGUAAACUCCUGGAUGGAGUUGACAUCCUUGGUACUCUGAACAUGCCUCACUUUUAAGAAAGUUCAAAGGAAAAAACCCAGAGAGACUCUUCCAGAGAUUUCUGAUAAUGUUUUCUUAUUUGCUGCCCUUAAGAAGUUGUUAAAGGCAAGGAUCUAGAAGUGCUAUUCCUGAGAUUAGACUGUGAUUUACCAUUCCAUGUGGCACUUGCCCUUUAAGGUUAUUGAAGUUAAGGUAUGGGCAGAUUUUCUGCCCUAAGGCAGAGCUGAGUGGUAGCGACCCCUUUAGCCCAGGGCCCAGGAAGUGCCAGCAAAGGGUCACCCCUUUCCUUUACAAUAAAGACUUUUUCUA